This is a messenger RNA of Cryptomeria japonica (Japanese cedar), 1686 nucleotides long. RefSeq names its product laccase-3-like. The transcript is spliced from 7 exons. The record is from RefSeq and is a predicted model, not a curated record. Gene Ontology annotation, molecular function: hydroquinone:oxygen oxidoreductase activity; copper ion binding. Bases 1 to 1686 code for a protein of 561 amino acids. Lineage: Eukaryota; Viridiplantae; Streptophyta; Pinopsida; Cupressales; Cupressaceae. Gene Ontology annotation, cellular component: apoplast. Gene Ontology annotation, biological process: lignin catabolic process.
AUGGUGCUGCUGUUUACAUUCUUUGUCUCAUUUGGUUGUCUCGCAUGGGCAGACUUGCAUAUUCACACUUUCGUUAUUCAAUCGACAAAUAUUACUCGGCUAUGUGAAAAUUAUACCAUGGUCACAGUGAAUGGACAGCUUCCGGGUCCAACUCUGUAUGCCCGAAAUGAUGACACACUUAAUAUUACAGUUGUUAACAGAGCCCAACACAAUGCUACCAUCCACUGGCAUGGAAUCAGACAGAUUCGCACAGCGUGGGCUGAUGGACCCGAGUACAUUACACAGUGCCCUAUCCAACCAGGGGGGAAAUUUACGUACACAUUCACAAGUUUUUAUCAGGAAGGAACCUUGUGGUGGCAUGCCCAUGUGUCAUGGCUCCGUACAACAGUUCAUGGAGCAAUGGUCAUCCUUCCAAAGAAUGGCUGCUCUUAUCCGUUUACCCACCCACAUGCUGAGAUUCCUCUAGUGCUAGGGGAGUGGUGGAACACGGAUCCCAUCGAAGUCGAAGAGGAAGCAAAACUGAGUGGAGGCGCGCCGAAAGUUUCAGACGCUUUCACUAUAAAUGGACAACCCGGAGACCUCUAUUCCUGCUCAACUUCAGGAACAACAAGAUUCGCUGUACAACAGGGAAAAACCUAUCUUCUUCGUAUCGUUAAUGCUGCAGUCAAUAAUCACCUUUUUUUCAAGGUUGCUUCACACAAUCUUACAGUGGUAUCCGUGGAUGCCUCCUACACAAAGCCAUACACAACUGACAUUCUCAUGUUAACAUCCGGUCAGACUACUGACGUUCUUCCAACUGCCAAUCAAGUGAAAGCCAAAUACUAUAUUGCGGCCAAAGUAUACACUACACAGGAUGAAGGAAAUUUCGAUAACACCACAACAACGGCCAUUAUGAGCUACGUGGGUUCUAAUGCAUCUGCUACUCCAAUCUGUCCAGAGCUUCCAAUAUACAACGACACUGCAACUGUGACCACCUUUAGCCGAGCCUUAACAAGCUUGGCUUCACAGGAGCAUCCGGUGGACGUUCCCCGAAGCAUAAGCGACAGUAGCAUCAUAACUGUAGGACUCGGUUUACUUCCUUGUGCCACCGGGGCUACCUGUGGUGGCCCUGAAAAUAGCACACUGAGUGCCAGUAUGAACAACAUAUCUUUUGUGCUGCCAAAAGUUGCCAUUCUGCAAGCUUUUCACUUCCACAUUGAUGAUGUUUAUACCACCGACUUUCCUUCACAUCCACCAGUUGUGUUUGAUUAUACCGGGGAUGUAGACAAAACUCUGUGGGCGCCAAUUUCUGGCACAAAAGUGAAAGUGAUUGAAUAUAAUGCCACAGUUCAGAUUGUGUUCCAGGGAACCAACAUCUUCCAAGAAGACAACCAUCCAAUUCAUAUUCAUGGUUAUGACUUUUAUGUUGUAGGAGAGGGUUUUGGUAAUUUUAACAAUGAAACAGAUCCGAGCUCUUUCAAUCUGGUCGAUCCGCCUCAACGAAAUACUGUAGGGGUUCCUUUCAAUGGAUGGACUGCUGUCAGAUUCAAAGCUAGCAAUCCAGGUGUUCGGUUCGUACAUUGUCACUUCAAUGAUCAUGUAACUGUAAAGAUUAGAAAGAGGUUGAGCAUGGUUCUUCAAGUGAAGAACGGUCCCAGCAAGAUCAAAAGUUUGAAAGGUCCUCCUAAUGACCGUCUGGAAUGCUAG